Molecule: messenger RNA, 616 nt
Organism: Alternaria atra
Lineage: Eukaryota; Fungi; Ascomycota; Dothideomycetes; Pleosporales; Pleosporaceae
Exons: 1
Source: RefSeq, a predicted model, not a curated record
CACGCACCUGCAGUACGAUGAUCGCCAUUUGCUCGAACAGCUGCAAGCCUGCUCGAGCUUGCUGAGUACCGUUGCACAGCGCAUGAGUGAGAAGAACGUGAUCAUCCACAAUCUGCAGGAAAACUCCAACCGAGAACGCAACGCAAUGUUGUACGAGAUCUCGACACUGAAAUGGCAACUUGCCGUCGAGAAACAGAACGCGAAGAUUGCGGCGCAGAAGCGAGAAAUCAGUCAUGGCGCGGAAGAGGAGGAAGCGUGUCGAGAUGGUGGAGCUGAGACCACCAAGCCCGAAGUGGAGCCCGAGCAGGCCGAGGAAUGGAGCUUGCAGUCGCUCGAGGCAGAGCGCCACAAGGUACAACAACAACAACAACAAACCUUAGAACCAAAGCCUCAUCAGAGGGAUCAAGUCAAGGUGCUCGUGCAGCGAAGGGCAGAGAGACCUGCCCCUCAGAGCCCACAGGCAGCGGAGACAGAGAGCUGGCAAUCCGCCCGCGAGACUGUUUCUCCGAGCGUCGAGCAUGCGCCUCAGCAGAGACUGGGGGAGGGGCAGGGGCAGGGGCAGGGGCAGUGGAGGUCUAAACGCAAACGCGCGCUCCGCUGUGGUGAUGGUAGCUAG